AGAAUAAACACCAACAGGAACUGGUCUGUUCCUAAGGUGCAAUCUUUUAAAUUUCAUUCCAAUAAGAAAGCUCCUUGAUCAAUAAAAAUCGCCAGACAUUUAUUCAUUGACAGGGCGCCUUUAAGGCCCCAUCCAGAAGGGGCCGUCCCGGAAAACCGGCUCCACAUCUGCUGGAGUCCGUCUUAAAAUCCGCCAGCACCGGGACCGGCGGAAACCGGCGGGAGAGGAGCGGGAGCCGCACAGAGGAGUCCGGCCGCCGGAAGAGGAGAGAGAGAGAGAGGGAUGGCGGCGGCGGCGGCGCGGAGCCUGAGCCUGGGGCUGAGGCUGGGGAGAGGUAGUACCUGUGUGACCACUGCUGGGAACUGGACCGUCUGCCCUUUUCUUCAUCGCACCUCGGUCACGCAGACUGGAUUGUCCACGUUGAUGCCACUCCCUCUUGUAUUCCAUCAGUAUAGAUACAGCAGCUUCUUCAAUAAGUUAACAGCAGAUGAAUUAUGGCGGGGAGUAAUGGCAGAAUUUGGUGCAGGAGCACGAAAGGGCAGAGGUAAACGAACUAAGAGGAAGAUGAAGAAAGAUUUGAACAGAGGACAGAUGAUUGGUGAAGGACGAGCUGGGUUCCUGUGGCCAGGUUUAAAUGCUCCUGUUGUGAAAAGUGGAACCAUUCAAUCAAUCGGAAAACGUGACCAGACGCAGCAGGAAGUGUUGCAGGCUGAAGCCAUUCGAGACCGAGAGGAAUGGGACAGGAGAAGGAAAAUGAAAUUGAAAAGAGAAAGAGGCUGGACUGGUAACUCCUGGGGUGGCAUCAGCAUUGGCCCCCCUGACCCCGGUCCUAAUGGAGAAACUUACGAAGACUUUGACUCCAGGGUGAUCGAGGUUAAAAGUGUCUUCAAUAUGACAGCAAAAGAAGGCAGGAAAAGAUCCGUCAGUGCUUUGGUGGUGGUUGGAAAUGCAAAUGGAGCUGCAGGUUUUGCACUAGGUAAAGCACCUGACAGAACAACUGCUCUUCGAAAGGCAAAGAACAGAGCUAUCCACUACUUGUACUACAUCGAGCGGUACAACAGCCACACCAUUUAUCAGGAUAUAACGUCGAAGUUCAAACGAACAACAAUCAAAAUGAAGAAACAAAACUACGGGUAUGGACUACAUUGUCAUCGAGCUAUCAUUACAAUAUGCAAGUUAAUUGGAAUUAAGGACAUGUAUGCCAAGGUUUCUGGAUCAACAAAUCUAUUGAAUAUUACCAGAGCCCUUUUUCAAGGAUUGUCAAAACAGGAGACUCACAACAACUUAGCUGACAAGAAGGGGUUACAUGUCGUAGAGUUUCGAGAUGAGUGUGGGCCUUUGCCCCUGAUAGUUGCCUCCCCACGUGGUGUCGUCAGGAAGGUGCCCGAACCCGAAGAUGAAAUUCCCAACACUAAGUUGGAUUGGAGUGAUGUGAAAGCAGCACAGGGUAUGAAACGGUCAGUCUGGGCAAAUGUCAAGCGCACAAUAUGGUGACCAGCUGGUACUUGAUGAGAUGCUAGUGAGGCUGUUUUACUUAUCGAACUUGCAAAGAAAGCUGGAGGGAUGAGAACUCUCAAGCUCUCUGCAGAGCUUGGCACAUCAUGGAAGGAUGACAUGUUUAACAUCAUCUGCCUUGAUUGUAUUUUAUGGAUUAAAAGACUUACUAAUUAAAGAUUUUUCCAUUGUGUUACGGUUUCUUUAUCUGGAAGAAUGGAGAUUUGUGAACAUAUGUAACACACACUGUGGUCUUUCACCAUAAAACAAAUAAAAUUCAUUGUGUUUAAUAGAA
Messenger RNA from Carcharodon carcharias (great white shark), 1789 nucleotides. It is a transcript of the gene mrps5, whose product is annotated as mitochondrial ribosomal protein S5. The coding region runs from base 283 to 1494 and encodes 403 amino acids. Gene Ontology annotation, cellular component: ribosome. Gene Ontology annotation, molecular function: structural constituent of ribosome; RNA binding. Gene Ontology annotation, biological process: translation. NCBI's taxonomy places the organism in Eukaryota, Metazoa, Chordata, Chondrichthyes, Lamniformes, Lamnidae. The transcript is spliced from 11 exons. The record is from RefSeq and is a predicted model, not a curated record.